Molecule: messenger RNA, 2431 nt
Organism: Leptinotarsa decemlineata (Colorado potato beetle)
Lineage: Eukaryota; Metazoa; Arthropoda; Insecta; Coleoptera; Chrysomelidae
Product: WD repeat-containing protein CG11141
Molecular function (GO): protein binding
Source: RefSeq, a predicted model, not a curated record
UCAUUAGUGUUUUAAUUCCAAUAUUCAAUAUAAUGAAAAUAUGUAACAAAUGGGGUUGUUUUAUCCAAUCACCUGUGUGUUGAUACUGUCCUGAAAGAUAUAUCAACAUUUUAAGAAUAUGUCAGUUCAUUUUUUAUUUUCAACAGGAAGAAGUUAAAGACAAUGGCAAUAUCCCAAAAUGAACCAGUUCCUAUUCUGAGAGAAUGGGCUCCUCUUACAGAAUUACUCAACAAAUUGCCAUUAAAAAUCCAGAAUGGUAUAUUUUUUCAAGAAGUCAAACUUUCAUGUGUGGAUAUUUUGCCAGAAUACAUAGCACUAGGCACAAAUGUAGGAAUUGUUUACUGGUAUGAUAGGAGAAAAAAGGAUUUACAGAGGCUGCGGUGUGAACACAACAUUCCAAUAACUGCCUUGAAAAUAUUAUCAACAGUAGAUUAUAUGGUGGCUUGUGGCAACAAGUCAGGAAAUAUCAGUAUAUUCCAAAUUCCUAAAUCUCAUUCUGAAUCUAUACCAGAAAGUCUGAGACCUAAAAACAAACAAGUUGAAAGGUAUACUGUGAUGGAACUUCACAAAGCCCCUAUUAGUGCCAUAGAGUGGUCAAAAAAUGGUAUGAACCUUUUUUCUGGGGAUAAAAAUGGGUGUAUAGUUUCAACAGAAAUAGAUUUUUACAUGCAUAUCUGCAAAUCUAUCGAAAUUUUGAAUGAAAGUUACGAAGUUGUUCAGCUAAGCUACAAGAAACAACAACUUCUGGUUUCCACAACUUAUCGAAGCAUAAUUUGCAAAAAAAUUGAAAAAUGGAAGGUUUGUCAAGUGGGAAAAAAGGACAGAAAAGUGCUUGGUAGUUUUGGUGGUAUAAUUUUUCAAGACAGCUGCAAACCAUUAGAUACAUUUCUUUAUUGUACAAGACCAGGACUGAGAAUGUGGAUAUCUGAUAUUGAAGGAAAUGUUGAGAAAACUUUACUUUUCAAAGAACUUCUUACAAAAGAAUGCCCUGAAGUGCCAUUAUUAAAUCCUCUCUCAAAAAAUUUACGUUCUCUAAAGCCACAAAGGGAUGCCGCUUUUGGAAUUUUAUUACCUUUCAAUGAGAGGUUGCUUUUAACUUAUAAUAACGAUGUUGUGUACAUACUAGAUCCCCAAGAAAUGACGAUUUUAUCUACAAUAUCUCAACUUAGGAGCGUUUUAACUGUAGCUACCCAUAAAGAUGAAAUAUUCAUUCUGGAAGAAGAUCACAGUUUGAUAAGGAUUUCCUAUAGACCUGAGUCUUUCAAUGAGAACUUUAUAUCCUUUGAAAACAAAUCAUACCUUCCUCUAAGUUCUUCUAUAAAAGAGCUGACAACAAAAUUACAAUCUACCAGUAUUAUCUCUGCCAUACCUCCAGUUAUGGAACCUAGCUUUUGCAGUGACGUUAAUAUUCAUAUGGAUGAAGUAAUGGUGGUGAAUGCAGAAGAGGCUAGAGAAUCUCCAGUAAAACUUCAAAGCAAUGAUCCAGACACUAAGAAAAGGUUUGAUGAAAUCGGAAAGCAAGAAUUCGAAGAAGAAAUCCUAUUCAAAAAAAGUAAGAAACGAAAGAAACGAUCUAAUAUGACUUUUAGCAGCAGUAGUUUGAGUUCAAAUAGUUCUGAGGAGAAAGCUACAAGUUUCACAAGACCUACCAUAAUGAAUUUAAGUGCAGUAGGAGCUUUACCUGAUAUGAGGAGUCCGGAGUCAAUUAAGUAUGACAUUGAAUAUAAAGAGAAAAUUUUAGCUGACGUUUUGAAUCUAGAUAGGGUGAUCAUCGGUAAAAGUGAUAUUAACAAAGAUAAACUAGAUUGUGAUAAAACUAAAAAGAAUAAUGAAAGUAAUUUUGAAAAGAAAAGUAUUAGUGAGAAUGUCUCUAAUCAAGAAUUCCAAAAUGAAACAAGUUCGUUAAGUGUUGACAAAAAACCAAAGGAGGAAAUACUUCUAGAAACAAAGAAAAAAUGUGGGGCAACAAUUGAGCAUUCCAGUAAUGUAUCUUUCACAAAAUUAAAGGAAGAUCUAACUUACAAAAAACCUAAUGAUGAUGUCAAAAACAAAAAUCAAGGUGAUAAAACCCCAGAAAAUAGAAGCACAAAGGAUGACCAAACUGUAAAAGGGGCUGAAUUUGUUGUAAAAUCUCAUACAGAGCCAAAGACAUCUAAUGAUACGCCAGAAUGUAUGAGUAUUCCAAACGAGUGGAGAUUGUCCGACAUUCAAGUGAGAGAAAGAACAAUCAGUGUCUUGUCUGAUAAUUCCCUAAGUGACUGGGAAAUAGUUUAAAAAAUGUUUAUAUCUCCAUUUUGUUUGCUAGUCACAAAUGUGUUAGUUAUGUUGAUAUUAUUUUAUUGCCAGCUUUUGAAAUGGUAUGUACUUGUUGCACAAAUAAAUGGAUUUCAUUACUUUUUUAAAUGUUCAAUAUAUAUCUGAUUUUCUUGCU